AUGGUUCAUAUUAUGACAUGUGAAACGGCUGCUGAAAUGUUUGAAAAACUAGUGUUACUUUUUCAAAAACCAACGGAAGAAAUCAAAUGUGAAAUCCUUGAAGAGUUUUUUAGUGCGACAUAUGAUAAAAGUAAGCCGAUCUCUACUCAUAUCGGGAAACUAGAGGAGAUUUUUGUGAGACUAAAGGCCACCGACCCCAAGGGAAUAGAUGAUUCCGCCCUCAUCAGCAAGAUCCUGUCUACACUUCCAGACAAACUGAAUUACUUCAAGUCAGCGUGGGAUUCUACUCCUAAAAAUGAGCGCACGCUGGAAGACCUAAAACAUAGGUUGUUCACAGAAGAAGAAAGAAAUGGCAAGAAACCUGAAACAAGUGUGGCCUUCCAAGCCAACUCAAAACAACUCAAGUGCUGGAACUGCGAUAAAGUUGGUCAUUUAUCACGAAAAUGUAAAGCGCCAAGGAAGAAAAAUGAAGAGCAGAAGAAAAACAAAAUGUGGUGUCAAACUUGCCGUAUGUCAAAUCACACUGACAAAAUGUGCUACAAAUCCAAAGAUAAAAGUGGUGAUGAUAACAAGAAUAAAGUGAGCUUCCUGGCACACGCGCGCCAGUACAGAUGA
Messenger RNA from Bemisia tabaci, 615 nucleotides. NCBI's taxonomy places the organism in Eukaryota, Metazoa, Arthropoda, Insecta, Hemiptera, Aleyrodidae. The record is from RefSeq and is a predicted model, not a curated record.